UGUGGUCUGUGUGAGAGGGAACUCUGGCCGAAUUUUUUUUUCACGCUGUUUGUUGAUCUUUAGAGUGAAAUUCAAGCUCUUUUUUCGUAAUCCUAAACUCUUUUAUGUCGCAAGUAAAGAAUCGGCAAAGGGAAAGGACUGUCUUUAUAAAACGGAGACAAGUUCUUACUAACAAAAAAGCAAGAUGGCAGUCGUAGAGUUUGCGCCAUUGCGAAUCCCACUUCACCGUCGUUUGGAAACCGCCGCAGUAGCUUUAUACUAUUAUUCCUUCUUCUUUGGUGCUCUUCUCGGUUUCCUUAUCAUCAUCGGCUUAUUGUAUACGUCGCUUUAUCCUAUUGCCUUACUCUAUCUCGCCUGGGCCUACCUAUUUGAUUAUGGGACUCCGAGCCAUGGCGGCAGGAGGUCCAAGUUUAUGCGUGGCCUGCGAGUAUGGAAGUAUUUUCGCGAUUAUUUCCCAAUCCAGCUGGUAAAGACAACUGAGUUGGACCCAAGUAAGCAUUAUGUGUUUGGCUAUCAUCCUCACGGAAUCUUGUGUGCGGGAGCGUUUUGUAAUUUUGCCACGGAAGCGACAAACUUUUCGGAGGUCUUUCCCGGGAUAACACCACAUCUCCUGCCUCUUAUGGCCCUCUUCAAGCCACCACUCUUUAGAGACUACAUUAUGAGUAGCGGCAUGUGUGAUGUGACGCAUGACAGCUGUGAGUACAUAUUGCAGAACAAAGGACCUGGCAACUCAAUCGUCAUAGUUGUUGGUGGUGCCUCAGAGGCAUUAGAUGCCCACCCUGGCACUAAUGUGUUGACGUUAAAGGCUCGAUAUGGCUUCAUCAAGCUUGCUAUAAGAAAUGGUGCUUCUCUUGUCCCAGUUUAUGCAUUUGGAGAAAAUGAUGUCUUUAACCAAGUCAGCAAUCCCAGGGGAUCUAUGUUGAGGAGGAUUCAGACAAAGAUACAGAAAACAGUUGCCUUUGCACCAGUGCUGUUCUAUGGCCGUGGAAUAUUCCAGUACACCUUUGGUUUGCUUCCUCAUCGCAAGCCUAUACAUGUUGUCGUUGGAUCACCAAUAGAGGUUGAGAAAAAUGAAAACCCAUCUAGGGAUGAAGUGCAGCGUGUCCAUGACCUCUAUGAGGAUAAACUUGUUAAGCUCUUUGAAGAUAAUAAAGAGAAAUAUGGGCUGAAGAAAGAAGACAAGUUAGAAAUAUUGUAAAACAAAGCUUUUCAUGCUUCCACAAGCAAAUCAAAUUAAUUUAUUGAAUCAAUCAGGCUAGUUUAAAAUGAUUGUAUACUCACAAAUUACUGUAUAAUACUAAUAUAUCCAGUAUCAUUGUUAGUGUGACACUCAAGUUCCAGCUUGAAAAUCUAACCAAAAUUUUAUGAAAGAAAUAAUAUUACAAAUGCCUAUCCCAUUCACAACCAAA
Molecule: messenger RNA, 1409 nt
Organism: Nematostella vectensis (starlet sea anemone)
Lineage: Eukaryota; Metazoa; Cnidaria; Anthozoa; Actiniaria; Edwardsiidae
Product: 2-acylglycerol O-acyltransferase 2-A
Exons: 4
Coding region: 185-1198 (337 amino acids)
Biological process (GO): triglyceride biosynthetic process
Cellular component (GO): endoplasmic reticulum membrane
Molecular function (GO): diacylglycerol O-acyltransferase activity
Source: RefSeq, a predicted model, not a curated record